Messenger RNA from Oncorhynchus nerka (sockeye salmon), 1421 nucleotides. Its product is annotated as LHFPL tetraspan subfamily member 6 protein. The transcript is spliced from 3 exons. Gene Ontology annotation, cellular component: membrane. The record is from RefSeq and is a predicted model, not a curated record. Bases 487 to 1215 code for a protein of 242 amino acids. NCBI's taxonomy places the organism in Eukaryota, Metazoa, Chordata, Actinopteri, Salmoniformes, Salmonidae.
CGUGUUUCACAGACUGUCCGCUCACAGCAGUCUGAAUGUGUUUCCGCGGCUGGCGUCAGCUCCAACUCGCAGCGUUGCUCUUUCACUGCUCACAGCAAGAGAACAUAUUUGGGGAUCUCUAUUGCCAACUACUACAUUUCUCAUCAACGCUGAAAGUUACAGCUUUUUUUUUUUUUUACCGAUACCAUUACCUAUUUUGGGGAUAAUUAUUUAGGGAUUUUUUUUUGUUUUGUCGAUCUGUGAAGUUAGUUUCAGUUUUCGAUUUUCUCCGCGAUUGGGAUAUUAAAGACCAGAAGACUAAUCUAACAACCAAGUCGUUCAUCAUGGGACAGAAGUCAGUCAGUACGAGGGGAGAGACAGAGACAUGCUGGUAGUCUGUGGUGGAGUCAAGAGCACAACAAAAGCUACAUCUCCUUUUUUUUGUCUAUUCUGGCAACUUCUAGUCUUCUAGUUAUAUAAUAGUGAACUUUUUACCCAUCAAUCGCCAUGGCCUCUAGCCUGACCUGUGCCGGUGUAAUCUGGACCCUCCUCUCCCUGCUCUGCGCUGCGGCCUCCUGUGUCGGCUUCUUCAUGCCUUACUGGCUGCUCGGUUCCCAGAUGGACAAGCCGGUCUCGUUCGGCACCUUCCGGCGGUGCUCGUACCCGGUGCGCGACGAGGAGAGCCAGGCCACAGUGAUACUGGAGCAGUGUGGCCGUUAUGCUUCCUUCCAGGGGAUACCUAGUCUGGAGUGGAGGAUCUGUACGGUGGUGACGGGCGUGGGCUGUGGUCUGCUGCUCCUGGUGGCCCUCACAGCCCUCAUGGGAUGUUGCAUCUCUGACCUCAUCUCCAGGACCAUAGGACGCGUGGCUGGAGGGAUACAGUUUGUUGGAGCCAGUGGGGAUCCAGACCCAGCCAGACCCAGACCCAGAACCAGAACCAGACCCAGCCACUGGGGAGCCAGACCCAGCCAGACCCAGAACCAGACCCAGAACCAGACCCAGCCACUGGGGAGCCAGACCCAGCCAGACCCAGAACCAGACCCAGCCAGACCCAGCCACUGGGGAGCCAGACCCAGCCAGACCCAGAACCAGACCCAGAACCAGACCCAGCCAGACCCAGCCAGACCCAGCCAGACCCAGAACCAGACCCAGCCAGACCCAGCCACUGGGAGGCCAGACCCAGCCACUGGGGAGCCAGACCCAGCCACUGGGGAGCCAGACCAGGCUGUUAAUUAAAUGUUUGUUUCUCGUCUACCAGCGUCAAACCUUACAGAAAUAGAUAAUAAACUAAAGUGAAAUGUGACAAAAUGUACAAAUUAACAGUAAAUAUUACACUCACAAAAGUUCCAAAAGAAUAAAGACAUUUCAAAUGUCAUAUUAUGUGCAAAUAGUUCAAGUACACAAGGGAAAAUAAAUACAUCUUAAUAUGGGUUGUAUUUACA